AUGGAUAUGAAUGAUCUGAAGGGGAAGAGGCAAUGUAGCAGCAAUUGCGGGAACUUGUGUCCACCGGCAACUCCCAAAUACCAUUCACCAGUCUGUUCCCUCUCUCAAGCUGUUCUCAUGAUUCAGGGAUAUGGUCAGCAGGUUGCCGGUCACAAUUGGGCCACGUGUUGGAUCAGGUCCAAGCGUAUAGUACUUUUGCAUGACCUUAUGUGCUAA
Molecule: messenger RNA, 216 nt
Organism: Sphenostylis stenocarpa
Lineage: Eukaryota; Viridiplantae; Streptophyta; Magnoliopsida; Fabales; Fabaceae
Source: the annotation of a GenBank genome assembly